Messenger RNA from Tachyglossus aculeatus (Australian echidna), 2096 nucleotides. RefSeq names its product nucleolar protein dao-5-like. The record is from RefSeq and is a predicted model, not a curated record. Gene Ontology annotation, cellular component: nucleus. Gene Ontology annotation, biological process: double-strand break repair; single strand break repair. The transcript is spliced from 11 exons. Bases 140 to 1924 code for a protein of 594 amino acids. NCBI's taxonomy places the organism in Eukaryota, Metazoa, Chordata, Mammalia, Monotremata, Tachyglossidae. Gene Ontology annotation, molecular function: mismatched DNA binding; single-stranded DNA binding; double-stranded RNA binding.
UCCGGAGGCCGACGGUUGUCGGCGAGCGGAGGCUACCUCCCGGAUCGGAGCGCUCAGUGGGGCUCUCAGGGAGCAGGCCCGUCCCUGGCGGCUUCGUUCCCUUCAGAAGGAAACCGAGAGCUGGGAACUCCAUGCAGUAAUGAAGAGAGAAAUCAUUAUGGGCAGAAACUCCAGGACAAGAGAUAGGGCAAACGAAGCUGACAAAACGAUGGAAAAGGAGCAGGUCACCUUGCCGGAGGGCAAGGAGGAUCGUUCACCAAGCCCCACUGGCGCUUCUACUGCCUCAACUGUGACACGUGGGGAUUCUUCCUCCAAACAGGAGCCGCAGAACCAUCAGAGCAACCCGAUGAUGGUUGACAAGGGACCUAACCUCCAGGCGGCCCAGAAGGAGAUCGAGGAACUGAGACCAGGGAAUGGUAAAUCCAAGACAAGUGAUCUGGAGAGUAGAGCGGCAAAAAUGAUAAAAAAGGAGCAGAUGACUUUUCCAGAGGGCACUCCGGAAACUACGUCCACUAGUGCCAGCAUUUCCACUGCCUCUGCUCUGAAAGAGCCAGCCACUUCUAGCAACAAAGAGGACCCUUUGCUGAACUGUGUGCAGGCUAAGAAGAGCCCUCACUUCCAAGUGGGCAAGAAGAUAAAUUUAAAUAAGUUGAGCUACAAGACUUAUAAGGAAAGCAACGAGUGGCAACAGGACCCUGAGAAGAACCGGAUGCUGGUUGGCAAGAGCCCUGACCACCAUGGGGACAAGAAGAAGAUCAGAGGAAAGAGGCCGUGGGGCGGUAAAUCUGAGAAAAGUGGCACGGAGAGUACAGCAGCAAAAAUGGUGAAAACGAAGAACAUGGCUUUUCCAGAGGGCACUCCGGAAGCUAAGCCAACCAGUGCCAGCGGUUCCUCUUCCUCAACGCUGACACAGGCAGGUACUUCCAGCCAAGAGAAGCGAGAGGAGGCUCCCAAGAAACGCGUGAUGGGUCGCAAGACUGCUGAUCCCCAAGCAGUGGAGAAGUUAAAUAAAUUGGGGACAAACCUCGGGAACAAAAAGGAAAGAGAAGGGAAAACGAAAGAUGAUGAAAGUGUAACUACAGAGUCGAUUCGUCUACUGAAGGACAUUGCUAGUUCCCAGCCAAAUAAAGGAAGUACUUCCAGUGACUCAACUCCAUCAAGUGGAGCCUGUAGCUCCAAAAAGGAGCAAGACAAGGUUACAAAGAAAAGCUCGGUGGCUCGCAAGACCCCUGACCUCCAGGCAAUGAAGACGAAGUUAUGUGAAUUGAUGACAAACGUCAAGAAGAGAAAGGAAAAAGAAAAGGAGGAAGAUAAGGCUCCGAAGAAACGUGUGAUGGCUCACAAGGCCCCUGACCUCCAAGCAGGGAAGGGAAAGUUAGGUGAAUUGAUGUCGAAUGACGGGAACAAAAAAGAAAAAGAAGGUGCAAGGAAAGAUAAAAGUGCAGGUACCGAGCCAACCAAUCUACUGAAGAACUUUUCCAGUUUCCAGCCGAAACAGGGAAGCCAUACCAUUGCCUUAACUCCUUCUCUGGAAGAGUUGUCCAGGGAAGAGAUAUACAGCGAUGAGAAGGUGUUGGUCAUUAAGGAUAACUAUGCCCCAAUCCCAAACCACUGGCUAGUUUUAGCGAAGGAAUCCAUCAGUGGUGUUGAGGCGCUAACCAAAGAGCAUGUAGAGCUCCUCAAGCAUAUGCAGGCCGUGGGAAGGAAGCUGAUCGAGGACUGUGCGGCCUCUGACCAUUUCAAAUUCAGAACUGGUUUCCAUACUUUACGAAACAUAAGACACGUACCUCUUCAUGUCAUCAGUCAGGAUUUCAUUUCUACUCGGCUGAAGGAUAAAAAUUUUUUCAAUAUAAAAAAUUUCCUGGACUCUGAAGAAGUGAUAAAGAUGCUGGAGAGAGAUGAAAAAGUGAUUACUUCAGGUUGAGACCUCUCUUGCUCCUGAAGCUGCCUUGUGAAGCUGCAAAGUGAAGCAAUCUACUCUGACCCAGUUAAAAGACAAUGUUGUGUACCUUUUUCCUCAUUCACUGUGCCAAUUGGAGUUCUCUAGUUUGUUGUUAGAACAGUUGACUUGGCAUUUACUUGUUAAAUAAUUAUCA